AUGACGACGGCCAAGUCGGUGCCAAGCGAGAAGCGCCAGGAGGAGCGGCUGAUCCAGAAACUGCGGGACUUCCAGCGCUCCCAGCCUCCUAAUAAGCGCUGCUUCGACUGCAACGAGAUGAUGCCGCAAUACGUCUGUCUGGACUUUCACACGUUUGUCUGCACUGCUUGUAGCGGUAUCCAUCGUGAGUUUGCCCAUCGCGUCAAGUCAAUUUCCAUGUCCAAGUUCACGGAGAAAGAAGUACAGCAAUUGAUUGAUCGCGGAGGCAACGAGGCGGCACAAAAGUACUGGCGAAGCAGGCAUGACCCGACGUUUCGGCCGAAUGGAGGCAACGACGGCGAGCGCACGCGCAACUUUAUUCGGUUGACGUACAUUGACCGCAAGUGGGUGGACGAGCCUGCUGAGGACAACGAGUCAAAGCGACCAUCGAAGAAAAGUAGCAAGAAGAAAGUAAAGAAACACGACAGUGACGACAUCAUCGUUCCGUCCAGUGCAAAGUUGGCACCGUGUAUUGCUGACAGCGAAUUUGGAGACUUUUCCAAGUUCGAAGGUAGCAGUCAAACGGCAGCUACAGUAGCGCGGUCGUUCGAAGGCUUUGGCAGUUUUGAUGACUCAGCACCUGACAACAAGGAUAGUGGAGAUUUUACGGAUUUUGGCGACUUUGAGGGAUCAAGCGGUAGUACAAAUGCAACUCAGCAGGCAACGUCGACGAUACCUACAUCUUCACAAGUGUCGAAAUUUAGCUCAUUCAAGAUGCCGCCGCCACCUGGAUCAAUCAUUAAUGCAUCCAAUGCCAGCAAGACCAUAGCUGUGGAGGAUCUCAUGGGUCUUAGCUCACCGCAGCAAGACAACAACCCAUUCGGGUUCAAUGCGCCGGCACCAGCGUCUGUCAAUGCGAGCCAUCCGACGUCAGUAGAUUCGUCUCCAUUUCAUUUUGACGCGCCGACGCCGACCAGAAGUGCAGAUGGCCUCUCCAGUGCAGCAUCUCUCGACCCAUUGAGCGACAUGACAGCUGCAGCAUCACCAGCAAAAUCCACGGAGAGUGGUUCACCAUUUGAUGCGUUUGACCCUCCAUUGGUGUCAUCAUCACCUUCCGUAUUUGAUGCAUUUGCGGCUCCCUCGCUGGCGGACGGCAACGCAUUUGGGGCAGUUGGUGUAGGCGAAGACGCGUUCGGGGAUUUCACGGGCUCCACUAGCUCGUCGCGGACGGACUCGGUUUUGGACCCUUUCUCCAGUACAGCCGAGCAUCCUGCCCCUACUGCUGCUGAUCCAUUCGCAGCGUUUGAGAAUACGAAGCUGAGCAUUGAAACCGCACCUACUGCAGAAAGCGCUGCUUCUGCAUUUGGACCAUCAACAGGUCUCCAUGGGUAUAACAGUGUCAGUCUGCAACAGUCCGUGAUGGAGGAUCCAUUCGGAUUCGUCAGCGGUACAGACAGCAACAAUGGCGGGUUCACAGCAUCUCAGCAGCAGCAACGCAGCGGUACAACCAGCCAACUGUAUGGCGGUUUUCCACAGCAGCAACAGCCCCAAAAUGCGUAUGGUAUGCAAAUGCAGCAACCAAUGCAACUGCUUCCCCAGGGACAACCCGUGCAGCAACGGCAGCAGUGGUAUGGCCAGCAACAAGGAUAUUACGGUCAGCAGCAAUUGAUGCAGCCAACAGGACAGCAGUAUAACGGUCAGUUUCCGCCAUACGUAGUCAGCGGUGCUCAUCCUGCGCCGAUUCCAGUAAAGACCCCGGCAUCUGUGACUACGAUCAACGACCCUUUUGCGUCACUGAACAUCAGCAACCUGGUACUCGGUGGCACGAACGAUAGCACGUCGGGUAAUACGACCACUUCGACGCCUGCAACCCAAUCGAAGAUGAGUGCUUCGUUCGGAGUUGCACCAACGAUUCCAGUGCCUUCAGGGUCGUUAUCUUACGCACAGCCACAAACCCGAAUGAAUACCACGUUUCCACUUCCAACGCAGAACACCACGUUUGAUGCGUUCGGCGACUAUACAAGUGCGCCCGCUUCAGCGCAGGCGGCAGACUCUCCAGCUAACCCUUUCGACAUGUUUUGA
Molecule: messenger RNA, 2061 nt
Organism: Peronospora matthiolae
Lineage: Eukaryota; Oomycota; Peronosporomycetes; Peronosporales; Peronosporaceae
Source: the annotation of a GenBank genome assembly